AUGCCACCUGUAUUUCCAAAUACGAUUAAUGGAAAGGAUAGAUUUGGCCUCAAAGCUAGCUUGAUUCAAGUCACCAGCUUGGACCAAGAGAACAUAUUUGGGCAAGUUUCACAUGAGCUGGAGGUACAUGUCCCAGCGAGCGAAGCAUGGGGUCUCUACAGCACACUUCGACUGUCAAAACUUGUGGAAAAAGAGCUCCCUGGCAUGUAUGAUAAAAUUGAGCUGCUAGAAGGUGAUGGUGGAGUUGGAACCCUUUUCAAACUUACAUUUCCACCAGGUACGCCGGAGAUUACAUAUUACAAGGACAGGUUUACUAAGAUUGAUCGUGAGAAUCGCAUCAAAGAAGCGGAAGUGUGCGAAGGCGGAAAUUUGAACGUCGGAUUUAGUGCGUACCGUUUUCGCUUUGAAAUCAUAGAGAAGGAGGAGAAUUCAUGCAUCAUCAAAUCAACAGUUGAGUAUGAGUUGAAGGAAGAAUAUGCCGCCAAUGUCUCUUUCGUCUCCAUCGAGCCAUUAGCAAAGAUUGCAGAAACUGCCAAACAGCAUCUUCUGAACAUCAAAGCCAAAGAUUAAAAAUUAAUAUAUACAUUUGAAUCAUUGUUAAGAGUUAAUGGAAAAAAGCAACGAGCAUAAAAAUGUUGG
Messenger RNA from Alnus glutinosa, 639 nucleotides. RefSeq names its product norbelladine synthase-like. Lineage: Eukaryota; Viridiplantae; Streptophyta; Magnoliopsida; Fagales; Betulaceae. Gene Ontology annotation, biological process: defense response; abscisic acid-activated signaling pathway. The coding region runs from base 1 to 570 and encodes 189 amino acids. The record is from RefSeq and is a predicted model, not a curated record. Gene Ontology annotation, molecular function: signaling receptor activity; protein phosphatase inhibitor activity; abscisic acid binding. The transcript has 3 exons. Gene Ontology annotation, cellular component: cytoplasm; nucleus.